Messenger RNA from Xyrauchen texanus (razorback sucker), 386 nucleotides. It is a transcript of the gene spink4, whose product is annotated as serine peptidase inhibitor, Kazal type 4. Gene Ontology annotation, molecular function: protein binding; serine-type endopeptidase inhibitor activity. Bases 77 to 316 code for a protein of 79 amino acids. The record is from RefSeq and is a predicted model, not a curated record. The transcript has 4 exons. Lineage: Eukaryota; Metazoa; Chordata; Actinopteri; Cypriniformes; Catostomidae.
CAAGUGUUAGAGUUCCCACAAUUCAUAGUGGUCAUAUAAAGUCAUGUGAGUAUUGUAGGGAUCAGUUGGUGUUAAAAUGUCUACAAGAGUGCUUCUGUUCUGCUUCCUUCUGCUGCUCACGUCAGGAGCGCAAGGCUCAUCUGGCUCAAACCGAAAGCCUGUGUGUGCCGAGAUUGCAGAGAUCCUGGCAUGUCCAAUGAACCUUGCACCUGUGUGCGGUAGUGAUGGAAACACCUAUGCAAACGAAUGCUUGCUGUGUGUGGAAAGACUGAGAACCAAAUCAGAAAUAUUAAUCAUGAGAGAUGGCGACUGUUGACCUCCUCCAGAGCAAUGCAACACACAGGAUCAUUUAAAUGAAUGACUAAAUUAAAGCAUCUGAAAUUGAA